This is a messenger RNA of Heterotrigona itama, 1492 nucleotides long. NCBI's taxonomy places the organism in Eukaryota, Metazoa, Arthropoda, Insecta, Hymenoptera, Apidae. The record is from the annotation of a GenBank genome assembly.
AUGAGCAUAAAAACUGACUAUGUAAUGUAUUUUAGGAGCGAAUUAGAAGUUUCCGCAGAACGAAAAAAAAUUAUUCGAUAUACCGUGGAUUACAUGUCUCAUUUACCUCUGUUGCUUCACACUCCGAAUUCGGCUCGCCAUCUGGAGAAGAAAUCGCCAGAUGUUUUUUCAAAAUGUAUUUCAUAGCGGCACGACCGAAGCUGAUGAUACAGAGCAUGAAGACAAACAUUUUGCAGACACGUUGUUGUCUUUCCAGUUGAUCUUUGACUGAUUGAUUCUCACGUUACUUUAUCCUUAUCAAUAGUCGAUCGUUAUCGCAUGUGUUUUACGAACGCUGACCACUAACGGCAAGAAUUAAUUUCCAAACAGAGAAUGGUCUAUGUAAAUUUUUAUAGAAAUAUCUGAUUGGACACAUAUAAAUAUUAUAUGGAUUUCCUCUUUGAAAUGAAGACGAAAACUAUUUUAAAAUAUUCAUACACAUAUUUUGUUGAAAUAUACAAUUAUUAGAUCUUAAAUUUUUAUUAAGUUGAUAUCAAAUUGGUAUUGAUAUUUUUAUCAAAUAGGUAUGCAUAUUUUAGUUAAGAAUCUCACUUGAUACUUUUCAUAAAACGGAUAUUAAUUAGUAUCAAUAUAAAGUUAAUACAGAUUAUAAAAUAAAGUUAAUAUAGAUUACAAACUAUUAUAUAUAAAUAUAAAGUUAAUAAUUAAAUAAAGUUAAAUUAGAUUAUAAAUAAAAUUAAUAUAGGUUACAAAAUAACAAAAUCUUCAUUCUUAUUGAUUUUUCUAUAUUCAAUAUAAUUCAUUCAAUAAAUUAUAUAAAUAAAGAAAUUAUUACAAAUAUCUCGUACAAUUUAUCAUCUUCUCUCUAUGUUAAAUUCCAUGUAGGUAUAUAUAGUAGAGUAACUUUAAAAUGCAAUAGAUCCAGAUGGAAAUUUGUUUUGCUCUAAUUAUUACAACAUUUAUUACAUUUCAAUCAUUUCAUGUAUUUUUGCAUAUUACGUAUAUUUUCACAUCUUGCAAUUUUUCAUAAAUUCAUAAACAUACACAGUUCAAGAUACAACACUACAACAGCACUUGUGUUAAAAUUUUUCAUAGAUAUCAAACAUCAAUUACUUAUCAAUAAUUGUAAAUUAAUUGUUUUUUAUGUUUAUGCACUUGUAGAAAUAUCUGUGAAAAGAUAAAGAUUUUACAUUAUUCAGGACAUGAUUCAGAAUCGUUGAUGAUCAAUGAUAUCGUCUGUAUCAAUAUUAAGUAGCGAUGAUGACAAAUCCUGUAUUAUUUCUGAUUGAUUUUCAUAUUGUCCUUGACAGAUAUGGUUCAAUAUAACUUAUAUCUUAGAUAUAUGAUUAUAUUUUAUUCAACCUACCUGAUAACAUAUUUUCUAGUAGUUUAUGAAAGUACUUUGUUCAAUUAAACAAAACGUAUAAAAUUUCUAGAUUUUUUUUCGAAGAGAGAAAUUUCGCAUGUUGCAGAUUAUUGCGGUAAUCCGUAG